Saccostrea cuccullata (small rock oyster) is the source of this 2047-nucleotide messenger RNA. Its product is annotated as deleted in malignant brain tumors 1 protein-like. The transcript is spliced from 9 exons. The record is from RefSeq and is a predicted model, not a curated record. NCBI's taxonomy places the organism in Eukaryota, Metazoa, Mollusca, Bivalvia, Ostreida, Ostreidae. Gene Ontology annotation, cellular component: membrane. The coding region runs from base 49 to 1962 and encodes 637 amino acids.
AUAGAACGAGUUUCUUACAAAAGUUCGAUUUGUUUAAAGAGAACGAAAAUGUCUAAACAUGUCUGGUACCUUGGUAUAUUGCUGCAUAUUUUUUCCUUGAUUGCAGGACAGACUGUUUCUGUGCGAUUCGCUGGCAAUGGAGCAACAGCUUAUCAGGGUAGAGUAGAGGUGCUCUACAAUGGUACCUGGGGGACGGUGUGCAAUGACCAAUUUGGUACGGAGGAUGCCGGGGUUAUAUGUAGGAUGCAGGGAUUCAAUGAAGGGGGAAUUGCCAUAACCAAUAACACUUUUGGGGCGGGUGUUGGUCCGAUAUUGAUGGAUGACCUGAACUGUGACGGCACAGAGCGGUCUAUUGCUCAAUGUCAGUUUUCUGGUUGGGGUACGAACAACUGUAAUCACAGUGAGGACGUAGGAGUAAUUUGUCGAAGCUCGAGCUCGACAACAGCGCCAUCAUUAAUAACAACCACACGUGCUCCGGCCGACGUUCAAUCAGACAAUUGUACAACAACCCAAGCUACGCCGCAGCAAUGGGAUGUUCGGAUUGUAGGCCCUGCUAACUUAAUAGGUAUAGGCUUUGUGGAGACGUACUACAAUAAUCAAUGGCACGCAAUCUGUGACGACCUGUGGGGGACUGCUGACGCCCAGGUGGUCUGUAGGAUGUUGUGUUUUGAUUCUGUGGACGCUCGAGCAGGAUCACCUAUUGAAAUUGAUUACGUUCGCUCAAACGUCAGUUCUACGUACGCUCUGGAUGACGUAGAAUGCCAAGGUAACGAGAACAGUAUCGGGGACUGCAGGUCUACUACAGGCGCUCAGAUCAACUGCUUUGGACCUGACGAAUAUGCCAGUGUGGCAUGUACUCUACUAGACAACUCACCACCGACUCCUCCGAUCCCCAUCCUUGAAUGUUCCAACGGCAGAAUCAGGGCUUCAUUUAGCCGUCAGCAUGACAGAAAUUUAGAAGAGAAAUUUCUUAGUAUAUUUAAUCAAACCAAUGGUGUUUGUAACGUUAUCAAGACAACGGAUACAAAUUAUGUGUCCAUUAGUAUACCAUUCGACGAGUGCGGUACCGAAAUCAUGACAAACGAUUCUCAUAUCAUAUAUACCACGGUUCUUCUCUAUGAUUACACAUCAACCGAAGGUAAUGUCCACAGGGUGAACACGUACCGAGUAGAAGUCUCGUGCGAGUUCCCGCGAGAAUUAUAUGCCAGUAAAGGAAUGAUACCGCAGUCAGAAAGUGUUACACAAAAGGCCCCUGGAGCAUUCCACCUCAGAAUGGACUUUUUUAGGAACAACUCAUUUGUCAACCCUGUGACAAAUUAUCCUUUGGUCCUGACUCUGGGAGAGUGGCUAAAUGUAGCAGUCACGUUGGAAACCGACGAUUCCAAUCUUAAACUGAUAGUUCCCGACUGCGUGGCCACACCAUCUACUUCUAAGACGGACCCCACAACGUAUCCAUUGUUUGAAACCAAAUGUCAACGUGAUCCCACUCUUGGAUUUUUCCCCUUAAACUCCACCUCCUUUGGAUUUCGUUACAAGACUUUUAAGUUCGUCAACUUUGAUCUAGUGUACCUGCACUGUAGAGCUUUCGUUUGUUUGCUCUCAGAGAAAACAGCCGAGUGUGACCGGAGCUGUAACUCAACAGUAGCAGGGCGUAGACGACGAGAUAUUACUGGCAGAAAUAGUCCAACGUAUUCCAAAGAUAUUUACUAUGUUGAGAGUCCGGCUAUUCAUUUUUAUAGAGAAGGUACUAAUAAUACAGUAGUCAGGGACUGGAAUCUCUCUACAGGUCCUACAAUAACCCCAUUGACCACCAGGGAUUUAAAGCCAACUUUUACAUCAAAUUCAACAACUCUAUCAGAAACAUCAGGGAAAACAAUUGCACCAAAUCCACCACCAACAACAAGGAUGAACUCAACACCUCCAUUGACGACAAACAGGCUAACAACAAAAACACCAACAUAAAAAACAACAAAAACAGCAGCAACACAAAAACCAACAACAGCUUCAACUCAGAAACCAACAACAGCUUCAACUCAGAAACCAACAA